AUUACUAUAACGUUUAGCCUACAGAGAAAGUAAUAAAAAUUUAUAAAAAAUGAAUAUAGGAUGUUAAAUUGAUGUAAUUCAAAACCUACAAGGAAACAUGAAAUACACACAGCUCCUAUUCGUUGCUGUAGCAGUUUCUGCUGCGAAUGUAAUCAAAGACCCAACAGCAGGUUAUAAGGAGGGAGAUAGGUUUUUCUACUCCCCUGGUGAUGAAGACGACAUUCUUCACUUAGUAGAUUCCCACGAAGCAGUCGAUGAAGAAUUCAUACAACACUACGCCAGAAAUCCUAAUAACAAUGUUUAUUGGCUUUUUACCAGAGAUAACCCCGACAAUCAUCAAGUUCUUCACUUCAACGAUAUUGACAGUAUAUAUAAUUCAAAUUUCGACACUUCCAAAGCUACUGUGUUUCUUGUCCAUGGAUGGAAUGGUAAUGGAAAUAAUAAUAAGAACAGACGCCUAAGAGAAGAUUUUCUACGAGAUGAUGAUGUUAACGUCAUAGUGUUGGAUUGGAAUCGCUUAGCCAAUCGUAAUUAUGUGACGGCUGCGAAUGGAGCUCCCGCAGUGGGACGUGCUCUGGGACAGUUCAUAAAUUGGUUGGUUUCCUUGGGUGCUUCGUAUGACCAAAUACACUUGGUUGGAUUUAGUCUUGGCGGACCUUUAGUCAGAAAUGCUGGAUGGGAAACUGGUGGUAAAAUCAAGAGAAUCACAGUUUCUGCUGAAAAUAUAACGAAAGAUCCCACAGCGGGUUAUAAGGAGGGAGACAGGUUUUUCUACUUCCCUGGUGAUGGGGACCACACCCUCCAUUUAGUGGACACCCAAGCGCCAGUCGACCUAGAAGACAACCCUGACACUCACCAAGUUCUUCAGUACAAUGAAACUUUUAGUGUAGUUCAUUCAAAUUUCGAUACUUCCAAAGAUACUGUGUUUCUUGUCCAUGGAUGGAUUGGUAAUGGAAAUAAUGAUAUGAAUAGACGUUUAAGGGACGCUUUUCUUCAAGAUGGUGAUGUUAAUAUCAUUGUUCUGGAUUGGAGUUGUUUAGCUUAUCGUGAUUACGUUACUGCUGUGCUUGGAGUUCCAGAAGUGGGUCGCGCUCUCGGACGGUUCAUAAAUUGGUUGGUUUCCUUGGGAGCUUCGUACGAUAAAAUGCAUUUGGUCGGCUUUAGUCUUGGUGGACAUGUAGUUGGAAAUGCUGGAAGGGAAACUGGCAGUCAAGUCAGGAGAAUUACAGGGCUAGAUCCCGCCGGUCCCUUAUGGCACAUCAACGAAGAUCGUAUCACUGAGAAUGAUGCUAAAUAUGUUGAGGUGAUCCACACUAAUGCAAACUUUUUGGGUUACCCGAAUCCAUGUGGUGACGCAGAUUUCUAUCCUAACGGUGGAGUGGCAAAACCUUAUCCACAUCAAACUCUUCCGUAUUCUACACUGCAUUUUGACGAAGAGAAAUGUAUUACGCAUACCUUGUCUCAAUUUUGCUAUGCAGAUUUAACCUUUCAGGGAGUUUCUGCUGCGAACGUAAUCAAAGACCCCACAGCGGAUUAUAAGGAGGGAGACAGGUUUUUCUACUUCCCUGGUGAUGGAGAUGACACUCUUCAUUUAGUAGACUCUCAAGAGCCAAUCGAGCAAGACUUUAUACUAAACUAUGCUAGAAAUCCUGAUAACAACGCUUAUUGGCUUUUUACCAGAAACAAUCCGGAUCAACAACAAGUCCUUCACUUAAAUGAUGCUGCUAGUCUGCAUAAUUCAAAUUUCGAUACUUCUAAAGAUACCGUGUUUCUUGUCCACGGAUGGAACGGUAAUGGAAAUAAUAAGAUGAACAAACGUCUAAAAGAAGCUUUUCUCCAAAAUAAUGACGUCAACAUCAUUGUACUAGAUUGGAAUCGUUUAGCCAAUCGUAAUUAUGUGACGGCCAGGAAUGGAGUUCCCGCAGUGGGACGUGCUCUUGGUCAGUUCAUAAAUUGGUUGGUUUCCUUGGGAGCUUCGUACGAUAAAAUGCACUUGGUCGGCUUCAGUCUUGGUGCACAUUUAGUUGGAAAUGCUGGAAGGGAAACUGGCGGCAAAGUCAGCAGAAUUACAGGGUUAGACCCCGCUGGCCCCUUGUGGUCCCGUAACACAGAUCGGAUAACGGAGGAAGAUGCUCAAUAUGUCGAGGUGAUCCACACUAAUACAAACUUUUUGGGUUAUACGAACCCAUGUGGUGAUGCAGACUUCUAUCCUAACGGAGGAGGUAGUAUGCCCGGAUGCUGGACCAAUACUUGCUCCCAUGGUAAAGCAUAUGAUUAUAUGGCGUCCACAGUCACAUACAACCAUUUGCUUGCGAACCAGUGCGACACGUUAAGGGAUGCCACACGCAAUAGAUGUAAUGGGGAUUUAAACCCUAUGGGCAACAGUGAUUUGAAUAAAUACAAGGUGGCAAGUCGGCAGCCCCCAGCUGGAAGAGACCCCCGGUCAGAGGAGACUCCUUACUCCUGA
Molecule: messenger RNA, 2467 nt
Organism: Diatraea saccharalis (sugarcane borer)
Lineage: Eukaryota; Metazoa; Arthropoda; Insecta; Lepidoptera; Crambidae
Source: the annotation of a GenBank genome assembly